CGGAAUCCACCUUCUCCACAAAUGCGACAGUAGUGAGCAACGACAAUGAAGUUCUCGAAGAGUCGAACUGUCUCAUUAUGAGAAUGUGAAACCCAAGGGAAUGACAUAUUUGUUGCAAAGAAAGAAGGAAUGCACAGCCAUAGCACCGUCAAGCUUGUCAAAACAAAACAGUUGACAUAACAGCGGCCGAGGGAACUCAAAUAAAGGAAGGUGAUUUAGCUCAUUAACUCAGUAGAGUGCAGUUUUUCCUCUCUUCUUGAGACGGAAAUUUUCUGAAAUCUGCAGCUCUGGGCUCACUUUACCUCCUCCUCUGUCUCCAGAAGGUGCAUUGCCUGGACGGAGGCAAGCAGUUGCGAAGAAAUCCGUGGAGCGAUGUCGCAGCUGUUAGCCGUAGAUUGCUCUGCGGAACACAUUGCAAGCAUUGCCCCCGAGAAUGUCUAGCGGCUGAAGCUGUAGUGAAUUAUCGUGGCAUUUGGUGAGGAUGGCCGAUUUCUCUACAUCCACGCACUGUCAUCAUUGGAUUUUGCAGCGUUCAACUCUGGUUGACAAGUUAUUUACUACCAAUCAAAGGGCACAAGAAGCUCUAAUCAAGUAUGGUGCCACCCGAGUUGACGUUCAGCCGGACGGAUCUUUGGCUUAUCCGGAGAACCUUGAAGUGGAGGCUGCAAAUGGAAAGAGAGGCCCGACUCCUGAACACCUGACUGUGGAGGACGAAUUGAUGAUACGCAAAUUCUAUGAGCAGAAAAUUCAACAAGUGUGUCAAGCAUUUUCUUUCCCCAACAAAAUUCAGGCCACAGCAAUUUUGUACUUCAAGCGCUUUUAUUUGAAUUGGUCUGUUAUGGAGCAUGAUCCAAAACAUAUUAUGCUUACGUGCAUUUACCUUUCAUGUAAAGUUGAAGAGUUUCACGUAUCGGCGGAGGAGCUAGGCAAGGGUAUCCAGCAAGAUCCGCAAGUGGUCUUGAAAAAUGAAAUGACGGUUCUACAAUGUCUGAACUUCGAACUUAUCGUUUACGCGCCGUACAGAUCCUUGGAUGGUUACAUUUUUGAUCUGGAGAAUUCUGUUCAAAUGAUGGGUGCGGUAGCGGUGAAAAAUGUCCAGGAACUUCGGGAGUCUGCGAUCUUUGAGAUUGAUGCUAUGAUGUUAACGGACGCUCCACUUUUAUUUCCUCCUGGGCAGCUAGCUAUGGCCGCAUUACGAAGGGCAAAUCGAGAUGACAAGAAAGUGGACCUUGAAAGAUAUAUGAAAGGUAUAGUAGAUCGUCUAGCGACCAAACAUACGUUGUCAGAACUGGACACUGCGAUGGACGCUAUCGAUGUGGCGGUGGGGGAGUCUAUUCACGUUGUUGAAGCAGAUGUGAGACGUAUAGAUCGCAAGUUGAAGAUAUGUAGGAAUCCCGGUCUUCAAGAUGAAACCAAGAAACGAGAAAGAAAAGGAAAACAAAAGCAGAAGAGGCCCUUACAAGAAGGGGCACCACCUAUGGACCCCAACCCCAUGGACACGACUAAUCACGGAGUGAAAAGAAGACAUAGUGAACCGGAAGGAAUUUUUUAGGCUGGAAAAGGAAUCAUGUAAUGCUUGUUGAAGAAUGGAGUAAAUCUCACAGCCAACAAAGGUGCAAACCUUUUGUUGGGAAAUCUUGUCGUCUUACAGUAAUACAUGUAAAUAGUCAAUAUUCUGUCAUGUAGUGUACUCACGCAUGCAGGAGGCGCUUUAACCCUGUGAUGGUCUACUACCACAGCAACUACACGUCUAUCUACAUAUUUGUAGGUCAUAAAUCGCACCUGGCAACGGGUCAGAUUGGCCGAUAUGAUUGCUGUUCAUCCAUCACGAGAACGAUAGGACCCAUCUUUGAAGAAGCCUUUUGGUAGUCAACCCAGUUUUGUAGGAUCUAGUCGAGGAAUAUUUUACCAGUAAUGUAGAUUAGCUUCUUCCUGUUAUUUAGCAUUUUAUUGCUUGGCCAGGUGGCUGACAAUUUGGACACUCUAGCUGCAGAGCAAAGCGUAGAGCUUCAUUGUUCGAGAAGUCCAUCAGUGGUACAACCCUGUACCGCAAUUUUCCAUGCUGCGUGAUUCUCAUCUGUACUGGAGUAAUCUCUCAUUUUCACAAGUCGUUGUGAAUAAAGUUGUGAAUAAACUAUAGCCCAAACAAUAUUUCU
Marchantia polymorpha subsp. ruderalis is the source of this 2156-nucleotide messenger RNA. Lineage: Eukaryota; Viridiplantae; Streptophyta; Marchantiopsida; Marchantiales; Marchantiaceae. The record is from the annotation of a GenBank genome assembly.